Molecule: messenger RNA, 1265 nt
Organism: Didymella exigua CBS 183.55
Lineage: Eukaryota; Fungi; Ascomycota; Dothideomycetes; Pleosporales; Didymellaceae
Product: DnaJ-domain-containing protein
Exons: 2
Coding region: 33-1106 (357 amino acids)
Cellular component (GO): cytoplasm; nucleus
Molecular function (GO): heat shock protein binding
Source: RefSeq, a predicted model, not a curated record
CUCUUGCUCACACCAGAACACAACAGUACACCAUGGCGAGGAAACAAAGGAAGGAUUACGAGAAAAGCAGCUCGGACGAUGAGGAUAUCGGCGACGAAGAAGAUGGACCACCCACUAUCAACCCAUAUGAGGUCCUCGGCCUGGAUCGCGAAGCUACGGCCGACGAUGUGAAGAAAGCGUACAGGAAGAUGGCACUGAAACAUCACCCAGAUAAGGCUGCUGAGGGCGAGAAGCAAACAGCAAACAAGAAGUUCCAGGAGAUCGCCUUCGCAUAUGCCAUACUCUCAGACGAUCGCCGACGAAAGCGCUACGACCUCACAGGUAGCACUGCCGAGUCUCUCGAAGAUGACGAGGAUUUCGAUUGGCUCAGUUUCUACCGCGGACAGUUUGAGAAUGUCAUCAACGAGGAGGCCAUUCACAAACUGUCUAACGAGUACAAGUCUAGCGAGGAGGAGCGGAGAGACCUACUAACGGCGUACAAGAAGUACAAGGGCAGUCUAGAUCACAUGUAUGAAGCGAUCAUGCUGUCAGACAUCCUGGUAGACGACGAUCGAUUCCGAGAGAUGAUCGACGAUGCCAUAUCGAAGGGCGAGAUUGAAUUGUACCCCGCGUACGCAAAAGAGACGGACGAGACACGCUUGAAGGCGAAGAAGGCUGCGAAGAAGAGCCGCGACGACUUCGAUAAGCGCCAGGCAGCUGAGGAGGCUAAGGCGAAGAAAGUUGGAAAGUCGAACGGCAAGGCGAAGAGCAAGAAGGGCGGCGGCGGAGACAUGGCUGAUCUUGCGGCUUUGAUUCAGCAGCGCCAGGCAUCAAGGGCAGGAGGCUUCUUCGACCGUCUCGAAGCAAAGUACGCACCAAAACCAAAGGGAAACAAGCGCGCUACACCUAUGGAGGAGCCACCUGAGGAAGCUUUCCAGGCUACGUCUGCUCGUGCUAAGAAGCGUAAGCAGAGCAAGAAGGUCGUUGUGGAGGACGAUGAUGAAGACAUGGAUCUCGGAGAAGAGGACAUUGGUAGUUCUGACGAUGAGGGGGAAGAAGAAGCUCCACGCAAAUCGAAGGCACGUACAAAGGCUAGAGGACGAGGUCGUGUCAGCAGCAUCGCUUGAAGACUUGGUGAAUUCUGUAGCUACCUCCAGGCUAGGUCAUCGAACUCUUAACGGGGUCGUAUUUUUGGGAACUUGCAUAGCAUGGUGUUAGGUCAUUUGAAUAUAGUAGUAGCUGCGACAAGUCAUCGCGAGCACAUGGCUGAACCUGGUAGUAUACAA